Molecule: messenger RNA, 1395 nt
Organism: Hymenoscyphus albidus
Lineage: Eukaryota; Fungi; Ascomycota; Leotiomycetes; Helotiales; Helotiaceae
Source: the annotation of a GenBank genome assembly
UUACUGACUGUCGUAGCAUCAGCACAGCACAGCACAGCAGUGAAAAUGAAGUGAUAGUUCGGUGAACAUUCACCUGGUCGGAUCUCUCUUACGUGCGUAUCUGCACUCCGUAUAACCUUUCUUACCGCGAGAGAUUCGCGUUCGCCUUCAAUAAUCAAUAAAAUGGGGUCCCUUAUACAAAUCUUCUCACGUUCCAUUUUUCAUUUCCAAGUUCUUCAGCCUCAACACCUCACCAGAGUGACCUCAAUACCUUCACAUAUCUCAGCGAAUCUCAAGACUCAAAAGCUUCCCGACGACCAUGACAAUGACAGUCUCACCACCAGCACUCCUUCGAAUCACGGGAUUCACGAGAAGAUCGAAUCUCGUGUACUUCCUCCUAACAGCCUGUGUAUUCGCAAUAUUCUGUCUGCGCCAUGUCAAUUGGAAGAAGCCCUCCAUACCAGGGGAAGAAUAUUGGUAUGGAAGGGAGGAGGACUGGGGGAUGAAGGUUGCUAUACACGUCCAUUUAUUAUGCGUUAUCCGUGGGUCUUCCUGUUUCCGUGAAGAUUGAGGAGAGGGGUACUGAUUAUGAGAUAGCUGCUGGGAUGCUCUUGCCGCUACAAUUCCUGCCUGUGAUGAGGAAGAAAUAUAUUGGUUUGCAUAGAUAUUCUGGCAGGCUACUUUUUGUACUGUUGAUCGUUGGGAAUAUAAGUACGUCAACCCUCUCGUCUGGCCUAUGGAAAGCAGAAAGAUACUGACCAUCCAAAACCAGCUGCGCUACGACUCGGCCCCAAGUCCGUAGGCGGGACAAUCGACACGCAAUCUCUUAUAAUCGUCGUGGCGAUUGGGAGUACCAUUUCGAUAUUCAAAUCCUGGUCUGCGAUCCGGGGGCUAAGAAUUGAUCUACACAGGGUGUGGGCGAUGAGAACUUGGGCGCUGAUUGGAUCCGUGAGUUUUUCUGUUUCUCCCGCUGUGUCUAUUUGACCACAACAUUAAUGAAUCCAGAUCCUGACACUGAGAAUAAUGCUCUAUCCCCUCAUUAUCGGGAUCCUGGUCCUCUCACCAAAUCAAUACCACGUCGCCAAGUCUUGCGCGGAAAUCAUCUUUUUGUACCCCCCUCAUUUCACCAACUCCACAGCCUUUUCGGAUUUGUAUCAAAGGUAUCCUCUUUGUAGAGGUGGGAAUGCGAUGGAGGAGACGUUCGUUGCGGUGACGGUGACGAUGAAUAGGGAGAGACCGGAGGAGAUGGCUGCUAUGUUCCAUGCGACGUUCGGGGCGGCAUUUUGGUUAGGGUUGGCUAUCAAUAUGUUGGCUUGUGAGAUUUAUCUGCAUGCAACGAGGGAUGAAGAUGAAGGGUUGAAGAAGGUUAGCAUGAGCAAAAGGAAGGCUUUGGGUUUGGAGGCAAAGAGAGAGUGA